This is a messenger RNA of Phytophthora nicotianae INRA-310, 1491 nucleotides long. RefSeq lists its product as hypothetical. The transcript has a single exon. The record is from RefSeq and is a predicted model, not a curated record. Bases 134 to 1360 code for a protein of 408 amino acids. Lineage: Eukaryota; Oomycota; Peronosporomycetes; Peronosporales; Peronosporaceae.
GGCAACUUGCGCAACUUGCUUUCGCCUGUCCUCGUGGUGGUGGCGCCUAAGUUCUUCUUCUGCGCUUCAAGGCGGACUACAGCGGCGACCGUAGCUCACAAUUACAUUUGACAAGUCCAGCAGAAAUCAGACGAUGAAGUCGAUUACGGAGCUGGCUCCACCGGAUCUGGACAUGUCCGAGCAGGACGGCGAUCUGCUGCGCGAGCUGGCCGAAACGCUCACGGUGCACAACAUCCAGCAGUACAACACACUGCUCAAGACCAAGGACGGCUUCGCCGACAACCGGCGCUGGAAGGAGCUGCGUCGCAAGGAUGGCAUUCGUGUCUACCGCGAGCGCAGCCGUCACAACGGUCUGCCCUCCACACCGUCACUGCUACUACUCGGCACCAUCGAGGGCAAGCUCGACGACGUCAUGUACGGUGCCGUAGCCACCACGGACGAGGCCAUCCGCAUCAAGUCCACCUGCGUUCAGGACGGCAUCAUCGACAGCAAGGUGCUGCAUGAGCUGGUUCAGCCGACGGUGGAAGAUCCAUUCCAUCAUGUGAGCAUCAAGUGGCGCCUCUACAACAACCAGCGUGACUACGUGUCGCUGGACACUACGGGCAUCGCACACACCGUCAAGCGCGAGCGCAUCGGCUACAAUAUCUCGCACUCGGUGGCCUUUGCGCAGAUCCCCGGCAUGGAGGAGACCCACGGUAUCGAGCGGGGCAACAUGUCGGUUUGUUCCUUAUAUCUCCAGAAAACUCCGACAACCGUCGAGUGCUACGUGCGCGGCUUCUUUGACUUCCACACACAGAACGAAAUGGUCAACACCAUGUCACUCCAAGCCAUUGCAGCGCAAUGGGCAUGCUUCGCACGGAAGCGCGAAUGUGCAUUGAUGAAGAAGCUAGUGUGGCGGAUGCGGAAGAGCUCAGGCUGUACGGCAUCGCUGUCUCUACCCAACGACCGGCCAUCGAUCACUCAGCAACCACCAGCUCGAAUUCGAGGCCGAUGUGCAGUUUGUUCAAGGAGCUUCGGGUUCCUGGGCACAAACCACAAGAGCUGCAAGAGCUGCCUACGACAAGUCUGUACUCGAUGCUCCUCCAAACAGCUCGUAUGUAUCGUGGCUCCAGACCAGCGUACUGUGCUCGGGAAAAAGAGAAGCUUUUGCUCCACAUGCCUCACCGAUGCAGCAAACUCCGACGCACUGGAAGUUGCCCAAGAGGAGCUGGCUAGCUCAAAGGCGUACCGUGAAACAUGCCUGGCCAAGGCUCAAGAGAUGGCUCGGGCAUCCAGAGCCAGCUUCAUGCAGAGUGCAGUCUCCCGUCACAGCCGGAUCAACAGCCGAAGUGGAAUCUGCCGGAACUCCAUGGCUGCAUAGUUUAGUGGGGGAGAAAGUGACCUUAUCUAGUAUUGGCUUUUAUGGAAAUGCUCGACUAACUCGCCCGAGAACUGUAAUAACACGCUAUUAGUCUGGUUCGUCAUAUCCAUGAUACCUACGUGGUUUCUUGC